AUGUCAGAUAUGCAGGGCCGAAAGGUUUUCAAGGUAUUCAAUCAGGACUUUGUGGUUGAUGAGCGAUAUAAUGUCACCAAAGAGCUCGGCCAGGGUGCCUACGGUAUCGUUUGUGCCGCAACAAACAUUUCCACCCAGGAAGGAGUUGCGAUUAAAAAGGUUACCAAUGUAUUUAGCAAGAAGAUCUUGGCUAAACGUGCGCUGAGAGAGAUUAAAUUGCUACAGCAUUUCCGAGGCCAUCGUAAUAUUACCUGUCUAUACGAUAUGGAUAUUCCCCGGCCAGAAAACUUCAAUGAGACCUAUUUGUACGAAGAACUAAUGGAGUGUGAUCUCGCAGCAAUUAUUCGCUCAGGACAACCAUUAACUGAUGCACACUUCCAGUCGUUCAUAUACCAAAUACUCUGCGGCCUGAAAUAUGUCCAUUCUGCCAACGUUCUCCAUCGAGAUCUCAAGCCAGGUAACUUGCUAGUAAAUGCCGACUGUGAGCUGAAGAUUUGUGAUUUCGGCCUGGCAAGAGGCUUUUCCGUCGACCCCGAAGAAAAUGCCGGAUAUAUGACUGAAUAUGUUGCUACUAGAUGGUACCGAGCUCCCGAAAUUAUGUUGAGCUUCCAAAGUUAUACCAAAGCCAUUGAUGUUUGGUCAGUAGGAUGCAUUCUAGCAGAACUCCUCGGCGGACGUCCGUUCUUUAAAGGUAGAGAUUAUGUAGAUCAGCUAAAUCAAAUACUCCACGUCCUCGGAACCCCGAAUGAAGAGACACUAGCCCGUAUUGGGUCACCCAGAGCUCAAGAAUACGUGCGAAAUCUUCCGUUUAUGGCAAAACGACCAUUUACGCAGAUAUUUCCCAACGCCAACCCUGAUGCCUUGGAUCUUCUCAACCGGAUGUUAGCCUUCGAUCCAGCUUCUAGAAUUUCUGUUGAGGAAGCCCUUGAACACCCCUAUCUUCAAAUUUGGCACGAUGUGUCAGAUGAACCAUGCUGUCCAACCACCUUCAACUUUGACUUUGAGGUCACUGAUGAUGUCGGGGAGAUGCGCAAAAUGAUCUUAGAUGAGGUAGCUCGAUUUCGUCAUCAUGUGAGAAUUCAACCUGGUAUGCAAAGUCCCAGUAACGAUCCUUCGGUCCCAGCUCUUCAAACUUCCGUAGCUUGGGGAUCAGAAGAUCCUAGACCACAGGAAAAUAAUGAUCACGAAAUAACUGGACUGGAGCGGGAUCUGACAGUCGGCUUAGAUAGAUGA
Messenger RNA from Blumeria graminis f. sp. triticale, 1233 nucleotides. The record is from the annotation of a GenBank genome assembly. Lineage: Eukaryota; Fungi; Ascomycota; Leotiomycetes; Helotiales; Erysiphaceae.